AGCCUCCGCUGACGUUAAAGUCUCACUCAGUGAAGACCGGACAGAUGAAACAGACAUGGUCACAUGCCACAGUCCCACUUUGCCCCCUGAUCGACCGCAAUAAUGUCAUUAGACAUCCAAAUGGCGCAGUCUAUCACGCCUUUCUGUGGCAGUAUAUUUUGGACAACCUUAAGACAAAGGCUGGGCUGGACCAAAACUGUUAGGAAGCCUCUUUGCAAGCAUUCUGAUCUCCCUGGGCACAAAUCCACAGACAUUAAGGUAGCUGUUUUAAAGAAAAUUAUUUGAGAGGCUAAAAAGUGUUUGAAAUAACUGAACAGCAACUUCUGCCUAAGUUUGGUCAUUUGGAACAGAGACUGGUUUUAUGCAAGGAUUCUAAUCAUGUCUGAUAAAAGUGAGCUGAAGGCAGAAUUGGAACGUAAAAAACAACGUCUUGCUCAAAUCAGAGAGGAAAAGAAGAGAAAAGAGGAAGAGCGAAAGAAAAAGGAAACUGAUCAGAAGAAAGAAGCUCUUCCUGUGCAAGAUGAGUCUGACCUUGAAAAGAAGAGACGAGAGGCUGAAGCCUUGCUUCAAAGCAUGGGUUUAACACCAGAAGCACCUAUGGUCCCCCCUCCUAUGUCACCAUCCUCAAAAUCUGUGAGCACACCAAGUGAGGCUGGGAGCCAGGAUUCCGGUGAUGGCGCUGCUGGUUCUAGGACGCUGCAUUGGGAUACUGAUCCAUCAGUUCUACAGCUCCACUCUGAUUCCGAUCUGGGACGUGGACCCAUUAAGCUUGCAAUGUCCAAAAUAACUCAGGUUGACUUUCCUCCUCGAGAAAUGGUCACAUACACAAAGGAGACCCAGACACCAGUUAUGGCUCAACCAAAGGAAGAUGAGGAAGAUGAGGAUGAGGUAGUGGUACAAAAACCACCAGUUGAACCUGAGGAAGAAAAAGUCUUGAAAAAAGAAGAGGAGGAGGAAGUUGCCCCCCAUGAACUGACAGAAGAAGAAAAGCAACAAAUUUUGCAUUCUGAAGAAUUUUUGAGCUUCUUUGACCAUUCUACUAGGAUUGUAGAAAGGGCUCUGUCUGAGCAAAUUAACAUUUUCUUUGACUACAGUGGACGAGACUUAGAAGACAAAGAAGGAGAAAUUCAGGCAGGUGCUAAGCUGUCCUUGAAUAGACAGUUUUUUGACGAGCGCUGGUCAAAACAUCGUGUUGUUAGUUGUUUGGACUGGUCAUCACAGUACCCAGAGUUACUAGUUGCUUCCUAUAACAACAAUGAAGAUGCCCCUCACGAGCCUGAUGGGGUGGCCCUUGUGUGGAAUAUGAAAUACAAAAAAACAACUCCAGAGUAUGUGUUUCACUGCCAGUCAGCUGUGAUGUCUGCUACAUUUGCAAAAUUUCAUCCAAAUCUGGUGGUUGGUGGCACAUAUUCAGGACAAAUAGUGCUGUGGGAUAACCGCAGCAAUAAACGAACACCAGUUCAGAGAACUCCCCUUUCAGCUGCUGCUCACACGCAUCCUGUGUACUGUGUGAAUGUGGUGGGGACACAGAAUGCCCACAACCUUAUCAGCAUCUCUACUGAUGGCAAGAUCUGUUCAUGGAGUCUAGAUAUGCUUUCGCAACCACAGGACAGCAUGGAGCUAGUUCAUAAGCAGUCCAAGGCUGUAGCUGUCACUUGUAUGUCUUUCCCUGUUGGAGAUGUCAACAACUUUGUCGUUGGAAGCGAGGAAGGCUCUGUGUACACAGCAUGUCGUCAUGGCAGCAAAGCUGGAAUCAGUGAGAUGUUUGAAGGUCACCAAGGACCAAUCACGGGUAUCCAUUGCCAUGCAGCAGUUGGACCUGUAGACUUUUCCCAUCUCUUUGUCACUUCUUCUUUUGACUGGACAGUAAAGCUGUGGACAACCAAGAACAACAAGCCUCUGUACUCAUUUGAAGACAACUCAGACUACGUUUAUGACGUGAUGUGGUCACCCACUCAUCCUGCUCUCUUUGCUUGUGUGGAUGGAAUGGGGAGGCUUGACCUGUGGAAUCUGAACAACGAUACUGAGGUGCCAACAGCAAGCAUUACUGUGGAAGGUAAUCCUGCCCUUAAUCGUGUUAGAUGGACAAAUUCUGGACGAGAAAUUGCAGUUGGAGAUUCAGAAGGACAGAUAGUAAUUUAUGAUGUUGGCGAGCAAAUUGCUGUUCCCCGAAAUGAUGAAUGGACACGGUUCGGUCGGACAUUAGCAGAAAUUAAUGCAAACAGAGCUGAUGCUGAAGAGGAAGCAGCAACCCGAAUUCCUUCUUAAGUCUUUUGGAUACCAGUGAAUUUCAGAAUGGGUUAAAAGGGGCUUUGGAACAGUAGCAUUCAUUAGUCUGCCACAGAACUUGAAGAUGAAAAUGGAGUAAACUCUGGAUUUGAAAAGUGUCUGAAGAUCACUGCAACAGAUCUUGCAAAGUUGCUUUUUACUAGCUAAAUCACACAUUCUUAAUCUGAAUGUCAGUAACUUAUUAUUUACCCUGACUUGGCAAGGAGUAUGUUCUACUGAAACACUAACCCAUUGUAUAUUUAAAGUUCCUUACUUUGUCCAACUUGAAGUGGCAUAUAACUGUCUCAUACAUAAGUUAUGUAUGUUUCUAAAUAAGAGCCUACCCUAAUUAAACUCACAGGUGAUACGUUGAGCAUCCGCUUCUAAAGGGGGAAAGUGUUAUGGAGCCGCUUAAGAGUUAUGCAUGCAUCUGUUCACAGCAACCUUUCUCAUAAUUAUUAUAUAAUACGACCCCGGCUACAGUGGUUGGUCAGGUAUAUGGUUAAAAAUAAUAUGUAACCCUUUUUUUAGUAAUGGAAACUUUCUAAAACACCUACUUAGUACUUUGGAUUUUUUGUUAAAUCUGUGUAGUAUAGUAAGAAUUCUUUAUAAAUAAACAGCACAUGAGCUUUUUCUCACAA
Molecule: messenger RNA, 2909 nt
Organism: Varanus komodoensis (Komodo dragon)
Lineage: Eukaryota; Metazoa; Chordata; Lepidosauria; Squamata; Varanidae
Gene: DYNC1I2
Product: dynein cytoplasmic 1 intermediate chain 2
Exons: 17
Coding region: 379-2268 (629 amino acids)
Biological process (GO): transport along microtubule
Cellular component (GO): cytoplasmic dynein complex
Molecular function (GO): dynein heavy chain binding; dynein light chain binding
Source: RefSeq, a predicted model, not a curated record